Molecule: messenger RNA, 1514 nt
Organism: Paramecium sonneborni
Lineage: Eukaryota; Ciliophora; Oligohymenophorea; Peniculida; Parameciidae
Source: the annotation of a GenBank genome assembly
AUGUUUUCCUUAGCAGAAUCGUAGGAAUAAUGGAAAAUUAUAAGUUCUGAUACUAGUUAAUAAUAUUUUAAAAUUAGAUUUGAAUGCAUAUACUUAUUAUGGUGGUCCACAUAGCUUAUGUGGAGAAACACUAUUAAUAGGAGGAGUUUCAGUUUUUGGAUAGUAUACCAUAAUUUCUACAUAAUAUACACUUCCACCUCAUUAUUCUUUAAAAAUAACUCUAAAUUUUUGGAAGUAUUAUAUUUAUUGAAAUUUUGAAUUGAUAGUUGGGAAAAUGAGACUAUGAUAAUAGUAUUUGAUAAUGAUGUUACUUAAAGGUCAUUUUCUGGACUUGAAGGAAUGUAAAUAUGUGGUGAAAUGAGUAAUAUUGAUUCUUUAGAUGAAAAUAUUAUGUUUAAUAUUAGCUUAGCAAAUCACAAUUCCUAAUCUUUAGUUCUCAUAAUGACUUCGACCUUAGAUGAACCUGCUAUUAAUGUAAUAAAUUUAAUAAUUUUAGGAAUCAUGGGGAGUUUCAGGUAUAAGAAUCGAAAUUUAAGAAUGCGCUAAGGAUUGUGUAUUCUGUACAGAUAAUACAUCAUUAUGUUCUAUUUGGAUGAGGGUUGCAUCAUAUUGGAAUACUACAUUAAUUACUUCUGAUGGAUGGCAGAUGAAUAAUAAUUAACCACUUACAAUAAGUGAAUGUGUUGGUAUUAAAAUUGUUGGUGGAUUUAAUUUACAAAAAGGAUCUAAAAUAUAUAAAAUAAUAGAAUCUAUACCAUCUCAUUAUAAAAUUAAAAUAUUGUUCAAAUUAUGGACAAUAGGUGAAUGGCAAAAUGAAUAAUUUAUUAUAAUGAUCGAUGAUAAACCUAUCUUUUAAAUCCCAAUUCUUUCUGACAAUUUUAUAUUUAGCAAAUGUUAAUCAUAGAAAGUUAAAAUUACUAAUAUUGAUACACUCUUAUUCAAUUAAGCAAAGACAAUUAAUUUAUCUAUGAAAACUGAAAAUUUAAUCAAUGAUUUAGCAUAUUGGGGAGUUUAAUCUUUUGAUUUUUUUAUAGUUAAAUGUUCAAAUGGAUGGAUACUUAUAGAUAUUGGUUGUAUUCGUAAAUAUAUUAUUUAUUUAAUAAGCUUCUCCUUUAGAAUGCUCACAAGUUCGAAUUACUCAAUAUUUUAAUUAAUAAAUAGAUUUAGUUGAUUCCAUGAAUUCAUUUAAAAUAUAAAGUGAUGAAAUAGCCCAAAUUAUUGAAGAUAUUGGUGAAAACUAAUUUAUUAUUGAUGAGGCUGUUUCCUCUAUUACUUUUUAAAUUUAAGUCAAAUGCUAGGAAAAAUAGAUAGUUAAAAGCUUUUUCAGAAAUUGUGAUUCAUGUAAUUAGGAAUAAUAUAAAUUUUCAAAUUAAUGCCGAAAUCAAAGCAAUACUUUAAUUUACUAUGCCACAUUUCUACAGAUUACAGAAUAUAAAAGAAUUAAUAAUAAAUAUUUCUUAAACUAAAUUAGAAAUACUUUAAGUAUNAAGUAUAGUCAAACCUUUAUAAUUUGA